AACUCGGAGUUGUGUCAAGUCACUUCUCCUACCAAGGCCUCCCAUUCCGAAAUCCAUUCAACUGGGCCAGUCGAAUCCAAUUUCUCUGACCUUCCAAAUACUCGGUAUGCUUCCACUCUACUUUCUCAACGCAUUCAGCUAUCUCCUAAAUUGCUUGCAAAGCAUCUGCACGUCAGCUCUUCAUUCCGCGUGGAGCGUCGUAUUGCUCAGGCCAUGGACGAGCUCGGAUUGUUUCCUGUCACUCGGCUCUACCCGCCGCCAAUACUGUCUGGAUCCAGUGCAACCCCUAGGUUGAAGCGCUCCCCUGUUCGAGCCUCAAGCCCAAAGCCUCCACAUCACUCUUGCCAAAUUCAUCCCUAUGGUCCCGCAAACCAGUCUAAAAGUCUUCGUUCACACAAUCAUCAGCCGCAUCGACACCAGUCGCCGGAAGAACUGAAACCCUGCCUCUUUCCUUGCAAUGAUCAAGCGAACACUGCCCGGCCUACUGACUCUCACCGAGCCCCUCAGACUUCCACGGACCCGUUUGAUGCUGAAUCUCGAACAAUUCGUAGACAGUGUUUAGUAGGCUGCGGACCAAAUGCUCUUGAGGCGCCAGCUUCAUUUCAGUCUUCAGAUCAGAGACAAGAUUCUGUGUUACAAAGCUUUUCUGUCUUCAAGCAUGAAGGUUAUUAUCUUUUUUUUCAAUGUAUUGAAUUGCCAUAG
Messenger RNA from Protopolystoma xenopodis, 702 nucleotides. The record is from the annotation of a GenBank genome assembly. NCBI's taxonomy places the organism in Eukaryota, Metazoa, Platyhelminthes, Monogenea, Polystomatidea, Polystomatidae.